AGGACCCAACCCGCUCCUCAUCUAAAAUAGAGUGAGAAUUCUUCAAAAUAAUGUAUUUGCUCAGGGUGGGAUAGAGACAGCAUCACUCCAUUGAAGAAAGCCAGGUUCUGUAAUUUUUUCUGGAAUGCUACUAUGUAUGCAUUUGAACCAUUAAGUUUCCGAGUCUAUUUUAGUUUACUUAUUAGAAAGCUGCUGCAUUUUGGCAUCUUUUAAGGACCAUCUAUAUAUAAUCACCCUGUAAUUGAAGUGCCUGAAGACCUGUCAUUAGAAGAGCGAGAAGAACUUUUGGACAUUCGUCGAAGAAAAAAGGAACUUAUUGAUGACAUUGAGAGGCUGAAAUAUGAAAUUGCAGAAGUGAUGACAGAGAUUGAUAACUUAACUUCAGUGGAAGAAAGUAAAACUACUCAGAGGAACAAGCAAAUAGCCAUGGGAAGAAAGAAAUUCAACAUGGACCCCAAAAAGGGCAUUCAGUUCCUAAUUGAGAAUGACCUGCUGCAGAGCUCCCCAGAGGAUGUCGCCCAGUUUCUAUACAAAGGAGAGGGCUUGAACAAGACCGUCAUUGGAGACUACCUGGGUGAGAGGGAUGAUUUUAAUAUCAAAGUUCUCCAGGCUUUUGUUGAGCUUCAUGAGUUUGCUGAUCUCAACCUUGUCCAGGCCUUAAGGCAGUUUCUAUGGAGCUUCAGGCUUCCCGGAGAGGCGCAGAAGAUCGACCGCAUGAUGGAGGCCUUCGCAUCACGAUACUGCCUGUGCAACCCUGGGGUCUUCCAGUCCACAGACACAUGCUAUGUGCUGUCCUUUGCCAUCAUCAUGCUCAACACAAGCUUGCACAACCACAAUGUGCGAGACAAGCCUACUGCCGAGCGCUUCAUCACCAUGAACCGUGGAAUCAACGAGGGUGGGGACCUUCCCGAGGAGCUGCUGAGGAACUUAUAUGAAAGUAUCAAGAAUGAGCCGUUUAAGAUCCCAGAAGACGACGGGAAUGAUUUGACACACACGUUCUUCAACCCUGACCGAGAAGGCUGGCUGCUGAAGCUGGGGGGGCGUGUGAAGACCUGGAAACGGCGCUGGUUCAUCCUCACAGAUAACUGCCUCUACUACUUUGAGUACACUACGGACAAGGAGCCCAGGGGGAUCAUCCCACUGGAGAACCUCAGCAUCAGAGAGGUAGAGGACCCUCGGAAACCGAAUUGCUUUGAGCUGUACAACCCCAGUCACAAAGGGCAGGUCAUCAAAGCCUGCAAGACAGAGGCAGAUGGUCGUGUGGUGGAGGGGAACCAUGUUGUGUACCGGAUCUCCGCCCCCAGCCCCGAGGAGAAGGAGGAAUGGAUGAAGUCCAUCAAAGCAAGCAUCAGCAGGGACCCAUUCUAUGACAUGUUGGCCACGAGGAAAAGGAGGAUUGCCAAUAAGAAAUAGGUAAAUGCCAAGCCCCAGACUCCAUAGCAGAUGUGCUGGCUACUCACAAGCAGCAGGACGAGGGGGCAGUGUGGUGCCCAUGUCCUCCAGAACAGCUAGCCAAGACCCAAGCCCUGAAAUCCUCGUGCUGUGCUGUCCUCGGGGAUGUUGGUCAGCUGUGAGUGUUUACUUCUGCACUAUCCUGCCAUUGACCUUUGGGGACCCUUGUCUACAGAGCACUUGGUGACACAGCCUCAGGACCUGCACAGCCCACAUGGGACUCCUUUUCUGGAGCCAGAGCCUCAUCUACACCAUGCCACACCUGCUCUUUUGGGCAGCAUUAGCUGUUCUAGAAGUCACUGUUUUAUAUCAAAAUGGGAAAGGAAACCUACCACUUUUUUAUUCAGAAUUUUUCUCAGAUAUAUAGGAUUAUAGCUUUUAUAUGCCUUUUUAUAUUCUGAAAAUUACAAUGAAAGAUACUUAAUUUCUAACGGUAGUAUUUUUAGAAUGGCAGCUAUAAACUUAACUCCUGGACACAAGUAUAUACUGUGCACUGAACACAGUCUAUAUAUGCAGUCUCCAAGCACUUGAGUUGGAGGAGCUGGGGGCCUGAUGUGUCAGGUGGGGCACAGGCAGCCACUCUGGGUGUCGAGGCACUGGGGUAACCCUGAGGACCAGUAUGCGUGGGAGAAUGCAGGUGUGGCUAACUGCCACUUCUACUCAUGUGCUUCUCUAAAUCACUAAAAUAUGGUAUGGCUCGGGAUGUUUAUUCUGUCAGUGUUGAGGCCUGGGAAACUGUUUGACCUUUACACAUGAAAGUUUCAUGUGGUCCAUCUGCAUCUGGCUCAUGUUGGCUUUGGUACUUUUGUUGCUUGCUUUUCAAACUUUUGGUUAAGUGCUCACUGACAUAUUAAUUAGGUCCAGUAUUUGAUGCAGUGCCUAGGCAUGAGCAGCCAGAAGUAACCCACCUAUCCUCUGGUAGUGCCAGGUUCUCCAACAUUUGGCAUCCCUUUGGAGGAGGGGAAGAGCUGACGAUGGCACUUAGAGAAACCAGUGGCACACAGAACCCCAUAUAUACCAGGGUGUGAUUUCAGGGUACCGUGUGCUUGGGCUGAGAGUGGGCAGGGUGAUCUGACCUUUUCUGUCGCACUUCUGGGGAGGCCUGUUCAUAAUUUGGAGGACUCUCUUGGGGGCUACAUGUGGCUUGUUUCGAAAAUGGCCUUUCCUGCCUAACUGCUUCCCCGCUUUCUACGUACACACACCUGGGGCUUGCAUCCCAAGGGUCCUUGAAUGCACUUAGAUGUGACUUUCUGUGAGCUGUCUUGAGGCUCGGCCUCAGAGGUAGCUGUCACAUAAGACUUUUUUUUUUGGACAUGGGGGAUGUCAAGGUUCAUGUACCAGACUGAUCACUUUUUAGUUUAUUCCCAAGCUUCUAGGCUUUUACUUUUACUAAUACCUCAGAUCUGAAACCUUUGUUUGAGCUGCCUGGCUGGUGUGUAUGCAGCUUGGCUUCCAGUCUUCCAUGAUCCCUACCCCGAGCCUUCAUCACCUCAGACCACAACUCGCUGCUGGUUGGGCACCUGUGUGUGUGAGGUCAGGGGGACUGGCAUGCCUCCAUCAGGACUCUGGUUAGUCUGCUUCUCAUGUCCAACCCAGGUAUGGUCCUGGGGAUACAGAGCUCUCUGUUGGAUGUUGAUGUUAAGCAUGAGGCCACAUGAUGGUGGCUUUGAGGGGACUUUGCCUGAUGGCUGUUGGUGCUAAGAAUCCUAAGUUACUGGCUCUCAGAGUAUCCAUAUGGAGUCACCUAACUCAGGUUUUGUUGUGACAGUAUUAACCCCAAGGGCAUCUGGCCACUUCCAGGGCUUGCAAAAGGUCGGUCAUACUCAUGCCCUUUGUCUGACAUCAUGAAAGCAUUAAGUCCUACUCUGGCCAAAGACAGUUUCCUGUCCUGCUGGGCCCUGACCGUCAUUUUCAGGUGUAGGUAGCCUGGCCCUGGAGGUGUCAGAACACUUGAGGGAUGUGGUCCCAUAGUCUACCUAGGAACUGUUGGAGAUGCUCCAGCCUUCUAUGCUUCAUGUCAUACCGAUUUUCAGAGCUACAGCUGUGUUUUGCUGACAAGUGAGGUCUGUUACAGACCGAAACCACAAGUGAUUUCUUUUUAUCUUAGAAAACAUUUCUAUUUACAAUAAAUAGUUGCUAUGUAAAUAAUGUACAUAUGUAUUAAUUUCUGCAGUGUUUGUUAUAUACAAUGUACAUAUUCCUACAACCUGCAUGAAGAAAUAUCCUAUUAAUGUUAUCAGAAUUUCUGGCUAUUUUAUUGCAAAGCAAACAGCUAGUAAAAUGGAGGGCUUACAGCUGGUCAGAACUAUUGCAAAUACUGUGUUCCCUAAAUAAAAACAUACUGCUAAAACAAA
Molecule: messenger RNA, 3806 nt
Organism: Cricetulus griseus (Chinese hamster)
Lineage: Eukaryota; Metazoa; Chordata; Mammalia; Rodentia; Cricetidae
Source: RefSeq, a predicted model, not a curated record